CCCCGGCUUCCGGCAGGGGGCCCGGCGGCAGGCGGCUGUCCGGCAGCAGCGGGGCCCUGGGCUGGGGUGGGGGUCGCCCAAGAUGGCGGCGGGCGGCGCGGAGGGUGGCUCGGGCCCCGGCGCUGCCAUGGGGGAUUGUGCGGAGAUCAAGUCGCAGUUCCGCACCCGCGAAGGCUUCUACAAGCUGCUCCCCGGCGACGGCACCGCUCGCAGGUCGGGUCCGGCUUCCUCCCAGACCCCGGCGCCGCCCCAGCCGCCGCAGCAGCCCCUGCCCGGCCCUGCCUCCACCUCCGGCCCCGGUGCUGCGGGCCCCGCGCCGUCCCCUCCGCCCGCAGGCCCAGGGCCCGGGCCCGCGCUGCCUGCGGUGCGCCUCAGCCUCGUGCGCCUGGGGGAGCCCGACGGCGCCGGGGCCGGGGAGCCUCCCGCCACGCCCGCAGGGCUGGGCGCUGGGGGAGACCGCGUCUGCUUCAACUUGGGCCGCGAGCUCUAUUUCUACCCGGGCUGCUGUCGCCGCGGGAGCCAACGGUCCAUUGACCUCAACAAGCCAAUUGACAAGCGGAUCUAUAAGGGCACCCAGCCCACUUGCCACGACUUCAACCAGUUCACUGCUGCCACAGAGACCAUCUCCCUGCUGGUGGGAUUCUCAGCCGGUCAAGUGCAGUACCUGGAUCUCAUCAAGAAGGACACCAGCAAGCUAUUCAAUGAGGAGCGGCUUAUCGACAAGACCAAGGUGACAUAUCUGAAGUGGCUGCCUGAGUCAGAGAGCCUGUUCCUGGCAUCACACGCCAGCGGCCACCUGUACCUGUACAACGUCAGCCACCCGUGCGCCUCGGCCCCGCCGCAGUACAGUCUGCUGAAGCAGGGUGAGGGCUUCGCCGUCUACGCCGCCAAGAGCAAGGCGCCCCGCAACCCGCUGGCCAAGUGGGCGGUGGGCGAGGGGCCCCUCAACGAGUUCGCCUUCUCGCCCGACGGCCGGCACCUGGCCUGCGUCAGCCAGGACGGCUGCUUGCGCGUCUUCCACUUCGACUCCAUGCUGCUGCGGGGGCUCAUGAAGAGCUACUUUGGGGGCCUGCUCUGUGUGUGCUGGAGCCCCGACGGGCGCUACGUCGUGACGGGUGGUGAAGAUGACCUGGUCACCGUGUGGUCCUUCACCGAGGGCCGCGUGGUGGCCCGAGGCCACGGCCACAAGUCCUGGGUCAACGCCGUGGCCUUCGACCCCUACACCACAAGGGCCGAGGAGGCGGCGGCUGCCGGUGGCGACGGGGAGCGGAGUGGCGAGGAGGAGGAGGAGCCGGAGGCCGCGGGCACAGGCUCGGGCGGGGGCGCCCCCCUCUCCCCGCUGCCCAAGGCCGGCUCCAUCACCUACCGCUUCGGCUCGGCCGGCCAGGACACGCAGUUCUGCCUGUGGGACCUCACCGAAGACGUGCUCUACCCUCACCCUCCCCUGGCCCGCACCCGCACCCUCCCCGGCACGCCUGGCACCACGCCGCCUGCCACCGGCAGCUCGCGAGGUGGUGAGCCAGGCCCCGGGCCCCUGCCCCGCUCGCUGUCCCGGUCCAACAGCCUCCCACACCCAGCGGGCAGCGGCAAGGCGGGCGGCCCGGGUGCGGCGGCGGAGCCGGGGACGCCCUUCAGCAUCGGCCGCUUUGCCACGCUCACGCUGCAGGAGCGGCGGGACCGGGGGGCCGAGAAGGAGCACAAGCGCUACCACAGCCUGGGCAACAUCAGCCGGGGUGGCAGUGGGGGCGGGGGCGGCGGGGACAAGCCCAGCGGCCCCGCCCCCCGAAGCCGGCUGGACCCCGCCAAGGUGCUGGGCACCGCGCUGUGCCCGCGCAUCCACGAGGUGCCGCUGCUCGAGCCGCUCGUGUGCAAGAAGAUCGCCCAGGAGCGGCUCACGGUCCUCCUCUUCCUGGAGGACUGCAUCAUCACCGCCUGCCAGGAGGGCCUCAUCUGCACCUGGGCCCGGCCGGGCAAGGUGUUCACAGACGAGGAGACCGAGACCCAGACAGGGGAAGGAAGUUGGCCCAGGUCACCCAGCAAGUCAGUGGUAGAGGGCAUCUCCUCCCAACCAGGCAACUCCCCAAGCGGCACAGUGGUGUGAAGCCAUGGAUGUCGGGGUCCCCCACCCCAUGCCCCCAGCUCCUAGCAUAACCGUCCCCGCUGACCUCAUGGAUCAACGUAUUAACAGGACUAACCAUGACGGAUGGACUGCUCCGGUCCCUCUCCCUGCACAAAUUUGGGGCAGAGGGUCCCUCAGACUGGCCCAGACACUGGGGGGAUGUAGUGGCCCAUGUGGCCUCAGCCUUGUCCCCACCACUGCCAAGUACAAUGACCCCUUCCUCUGAAACAUCAGUGUUAGCCUCAUCCCUGUCCCCAGCAUGUGACUGGUCACUCCUGGGGGAGAAACUCCCCGCCCACAAGAGCCCCAGCUCUGCAGUGCGCCUCUCGGUCCUGUGUGCAGGGCAGGGGGUGGCCCACCCCUCCCCUGGCCCCCGCCCUGCCCUUGCUGUUACUUGUGCUUUUGAAGAAUGUUAAAUUAUGGAAGCCCCUGGGGUCCUCUCUGUCCCCCAGGACCUCUUAUUUAUACUAAAGUUCCCUGUUUUCA
Balaenoptera musculus (blue whale) is the source of this 2605-nucleotide messenger RNA. It is a transcript of the gene DMWD, whose product is annotated as DM1 locus, WD repeat containing. Lineage: Eukaryota; Metazoa; Chordata; Mammalia; Artiodactyla; Balaenopteridae. The coding region runs from base 83 to 2101 and encodes 672 amino acids. The transcript has 5 exons. The record is from RefSeq and is a predicted model, not a curated record. Gene Ontology annotation, molecular function: protein binding.